AUGGCUCUGCUGCUCGCAGGGCUCCUGCUGCUCCUGGGGCUCUGGGGGCUGCUCUGGACCUGCACCCACACCCCCUCCCCAGCCUUUCGUUGGCCCCCUGGACCAUGUCCGCUGCCGCUCAUUGGAAACCUGCAUUUGCUGCGUGUGACCCAGCAGGACCGGUCACUGAUGGAGCUCUCGGAACGGUAUGGACCGGUGUUCACUGUCCACUUGGGGCGCCAGAAGAUGGUGGUGCUGGCCGGCUAUGAGGCCGUGAGGGAGGCCCUGGUGGGCACCGGCUCGGAGCUGGCCGACCGACCCCCCAUCGCUAUCUUCCAGCUCAUCCAGGGAGGUGGGGGCAUCUUCUUCUCGUCGGGGGCCCGCUGGAGGGCCGCCCGCCAGUUUACUAUGCGCACCCUCCAUGACCUGGGCGCGGGGCGGGGACCCAUGGCUGACAAGAUCCUCCAGGAGCUGAGGUGCCUCAUGGGGCAGCUGGACAGCUAUGGAGGCCGGCCCUUCCCCCUGGCCCUGCUCGGCUGGGCUCCCUCCAACGUCACUUUCACGCUGCUCUUUGGCCGGCGCUUUGACUACCAGGACCCCGUGUUCGUGUCCCUACUGAGCCUUAUCGAUGACGUCAUGGUCCUCUUGGGGACCCCCAGCCUGCAGCUGUUCAACAUCUACCCCUGGCUCGGGGCUCUCCUCCAGCUGCACCGGCCCGUCCUUCGGAAGAUAGAGGAGGUGCGAGCCAUCCUGCGGACCCUCCUGGAGACACGGCGGCCCCUCCGGCCCGGGGCGGGCCCCGGGCACAGCUACGUGGAUGCCCUGAUCCAGCAGGGCCAGGGGAAAGACCCCCAAGGCCUGUGGGCUGAGGCUGACAUGCUGGCCUGUGUCCUGGACAUGGUCAUGGCCGGUAUAGAGACCACUUCUGCCACGCUGCAGUGGGCUGCCCUCCUGAUGGGCAAGCACCCGAGUGUGCAAGGCCGGGUGCAGGAGGAGCUGGACCGGGUGCUGGGGCUCAGGCGGCCCCCUCGGCUGGAGGACCAGCAGGCACUGCCCUACACCAACGCCGUGCUGCAUGAGGUCCAGCGCUGCAUCGCCCUCUUGCCCCAUGCGCCGCGGUGCCUGGCGGCCGACACCCGGCUGGGUGGCUACCUUCUCCCCAAGGGCACAACUGUGAUCCCUCUGCUGAGCUCCGUGCUCCUGGACAAGACGCAGUGGGAGACCCCUCGCCAGUUCAACCCGGGCCACUUCCUGGAUGCUGAUGGGCGCUUUGUCAAGCGGGCAGCCUUCCUGCCUUUCUCUGCAGGCCGCCGAGUCUGCGUAGGGAAGAGCCUGGCCAGGUCGGAGCUGUUUUUGCUGUUUGCUGGCCUCCUGCAAAGGUACCGCCUGCUGCCCCCGCCGGGCCUCAGCCCCGGCACCCUGGACACCACACCCACCCCAGCCUUCACCAUGCGGCCGCCGGCGCAGGCCCUCCGCGCAGUGCCCCGGGGAGCCAGGCCCCCUCCCCACCCUUUGCCCUCAGGCCCCGUGGGCAUCAGCGCUGCCUCUGUCUGCAUUCAGAGCCUCCCCAAACCUCAGGGUGCCCCCAUUCCCCAGUGUUCCCCACAGGGCCAGACUCAGCCAGGCACCCGCCUGCACUUGGGGUGCAGGGAGGCAGCAGACCCCUGCCUGUUCUUGGGGCUCCUGGAGGGCGUGCUGAGGAGGCACUCUGCCCUUGGAGCCCCAGGACAUGGGCCAGUCAAGGGACAGCUGCUACAAGAGGCUUGGGGACCUGCAGGGGUGACAGCAAAGCUGGGGGGUAAAGACAUCCAUCAAGGGGCCCAAGGUGUUGUGGGUCAGGAGGGGGCCGAUGGGCCCCUGAACGCGGGCUCCUGUGGCUGUGGUGCCCCUGCCUCGUGGCUGUGA
This is a messenger RNA of Suricata suricatta (meerkat), 1884 nucleotides long. RefSeq names its product cytochrome P450 2W1. The record is from RefSeq and is a predicted model, not a curated record. Gene Ontology annotation, molecular function: iron ion binding; heme binding; oxidoreductase activity, acting on paired donors, with incorporation or reduction of molecular oxygen, reduced flavin or flavoprotein as one donor, and incorporation of one atom of oxygen. Gene Ontology annotation, biological process: xenobiotic metabolic process. Gene Ontology annotation, cellular component: cytoplasm; intracellular membrane-bounded organelle. The coding region runs from base 1 to 1884 and encodes 627 amino acids. The transcript has 13 exons. Lineage: Eukaryota; Metazoa; Chordata; Mammalia; Carnivora; Herpestidae.